Amoebophrya sp. A120 is the source of this 1749-nucleotide messenger RNA. The record is from the annotation of a GenBank genome assembly. NCBI's taxonomy places the organism in Eukaryota, Dinophyceae, Syndiniales, Amoebophryaceae.
GAACCACACCUGCUUCCAGUGUGUAAGUAAUCUAACGAUAACAGUGUAGCUUUUUCGGAUCACUGCGAUCUUGGGUGUCUGUUUCAGUUUCGUUAGCAGCUGCUCCGAUAGUUGUAGCCAUUGCCAUUUCUCCAUCUCCUUUUACCAUAGUUAGAUCAAGCUGUAAAGAAGUAGAGCGUUUCAUCUCGUCACUUCUCACAAGCCACCAAAAACUUUCACUUACUGGAAUCAGUACGAUGCCGGGCUCUACUACGAAAAGCGGUGGCAAAGCCGCUCAAGCGAAGAGUGCGGAAAAAAAGCCUGCCAUGAAGAAAGCCAAGCCGGACAGUACCGCGAAGAAGCAGGACAGUAAGAAAAGCGCUGCGAACUCGACGAAGCUGGCGACGACUACCAAAAAGGCGACCGUCAUGAAAAAGGAGACCGUGAAAAAAUCUCCCUCCGCGGCCUCGGUGAAACCUAAAAAAUCGCAAGCGAAACAAGGCACAGCUACCACGACCCCAAAGAAGCCGAGUGGUGUCAAGGAAAAAAAGAAUGAGGAGGUUUCUGCUGCUGCUCCGGGCACUUCCUCCGUUCUUUCCCCGGUCACGACCGACGCGGGAUCUGCCGCGGGGAAGGGGAAGGACGGGAAAAAAACGACGAAGUACGGAUACGUUAUCUACAACUGCGAGCUAGUGCAAUACGAGGACGAACCGGAAGACUUAGAAGAGGAGGAUUCGGAGCUGUCGCGCGACGAACCCCGCGGGGGGCGAUGCCCGGGCUCGAUUCCCGUCACUGCGCACUACACGGUCGUGAGCGAAUUCAUGGCUAUGGAUUGUACCAGCGCCGCGUUCUGGGAAAAGAUCGACGAACUCGCGGACGAGCUCGCCGAGGGGUUCAUGGAGAGAGGUUCGAUGGAUCCCGCCGAAGCCACACUGGGUGCACUGGAAUACGACGCGCGCAACUUCUGGAAGGCGCAGGCGCAGAGCGGCAAAGCGUCAGGGGGCAAGUCCUUGGGUGUCACCGUCGAGGACGUGAAGAGCUGCUGGGUCGACGCAGGUUAUGAAUCUGAAACAGACUUCUCAUGCUUAAGUCGCACUUGUUUCAUGUUGGCACGACAACAUGCGUAGAGAAAAGCCUCGUAGAUGCAACAACAUUCUCCAUGAUUUGCUUUAUGUGCGUCAGAAGCUUUUAUUUCAAUUUCAUAAAACAAGCGGAAGCGAGGACAGAAAAUGGUACGAGGCCGACGAUUGGAACAGGGGCGGGAUUCCUGCGGAGGCCACUUCGAUCUACAAAACCGUCCAGGAAUACACCCAAUUCGCGGAAGAAGAUUACGUGGAAAAGUUUUCCACGGGAAUCUGGGUGAAGCGUGUUGAGCUGUUGCAGUAGACGGUGCCAAGAAACGCAACGAAACAUAAUUAAAAUGAGGAUGGGACGACUGGACCAUUUUUCGGCGGACGAACAGGUUCAAAACACCGACACGACCGCAAAGGAUCUUGAAUCUUUUGAUUUUCAAAAAUAAACGACGACUGUCGCAAUCUUCGCAACAUAUUCGAUGACUUUUGGAACGUGUGUUGUAUAACCGUAAUGCAUGACUACAAUAGAGAUGCGGAAGCAGAUACUAUGCAUUCGACUUCUACUGAAAACGAAGACAAUAAUCUUCAUGGUAUCUGGGAAUCUGAGCCUAUAGCGGAUUCGCUUGCCUAUAACCAGAUGUAAUGGGCGAAGACUCCCUUGCUUUUUAUCGCGCGUGCAGCUGAAGAUUGGACUGAU